ACCAUUCGAAUUUGGAAUCUCGGCGCGAGGAACGCUGGGAGACGGAACGCACCCGUAUUUGCGCGCGAAAAGUGACAGAUCUUAUUGUUUUAUUUUUCUCUUACCAUAAACAAUUAAUAGUUCGACAAUAUGGCUGUUGCUAGUGCUAGAAAUAUUGUGAAUUUGAAAGAAAAGGGGCGUUUCGAGCUUGAAAAUGCAAGGAUCAAUAAAUAUACGCUCGCCGACAAGCUUCCAGAGCAGGUUGCGGAGCAUGGCAUCAAGAAGAUAAUAGAACCAGCAUACCACGUCAGAGUCAUCACAUCCAAAGAUAAGGACCGCACAAUUGAUUUUCUAAGGAGGUACUUCUUCCGUGAUGAGCCGAUGAAUCUAGCAGUAAAUCUACUGGAGACCCCCACGAGUCGAUGUAUCGAUUUAGAAGAAUAUGCAGCCAGUUCUUUGGACCAAGGAGUUUCGUUAGCUGCUGUAGACGAUAAUGGAGAAUUCGUGGGAGUCGUCAUCAACGCUAUUAUUAACAGAAACGACGUUGAAGAAGACAAAACAGAAGAAUGCACCCAUCACAAAUUCAAGCGUAUCCUCCGGCUACUGACCCAUUUAAGCAACGAGGCUAAGGUGUGGGAGAAGGUACCAGCUAGUUGUGACGUCAUGAUGGAACUCAGAAUAGCGUCCACACACCCCGAGUGGAGAGGACGACGUAUAAUGAAAGUGUUGGCCGAAGAAUCAGAACGAAUCGCGAAAACACACGGUGCUGGCGUCAUCCGCAUGGACGCUACAUCGGCUUUCUCCGCUCGCGCGGCCGAGCGGCUGGGAUACAAGAAAGUCUACUCCGUGCUGUACAAGGACCUGCCUGAUGCACCACAACCUAAAGCACCACAUUUUUCUGCCAGUGUUUAUAUCAAGCAGCUGUAAGAAUUAUCACAACAAGAAGAAGAAUGUCGAAGACCAAAAUCAGCUCUAUCUACUGCACAUUUAUUGCACGAAUAGAAAAUUAAUGCGGUAGAAAAGCACAACACCUAGUAUAGGAACUAUUUUAUAUUAUUUUUAUGUGAUCAUGUACCUAUAUUAUGUACCUGGUAAAGAUAGGAAUAUGAAAACAGAUCCGAACAAACGAGAUAAGGCAUUCUCCAAGUCUACUUGUGAAUUUAAUUUAAGA
Molecule: messenger RNA, 1150 nt
Organism: Spodoptera litura
Lineage: Eukaryota; Metazoa; Arthropoda; Insecta; Lepidoptera; Noctuidae
Gene: Aanat
Product: arylalkylamine N-acetyltransferase
Molecular function (GO): N-acetyltransferase activity
Source: RefSeq, a predicted model, not a curated record